Acanthocheilonema viteae is the source of this 1794-nucleotide messenger RNA. The record is from the annotation of a GenBank genome assembly. NCBI's taxonomy places the organism in Eukaryota, Metazoa, Nematoda, Chromadorea, Rhabditida, Onchocercidae.
AUGAUUUUUUCAACUGGACAAGCAGGUUUGGUAAUCGACAAUUUUAUUACGAUAGACCAAUUUGAUACCAGUCCAGAUGUCAAGUAUUACUUCCUUUCCAGUGCUCAUUCUCGUCAUUGCCAGAAGUUAACUAGUAAAUUGCAAAGCGGUGGAAUAUAUUGUUCACCGACAACAGCGAAAUUGUUACCUGUGAUAAAUAGUCGAUACAGGAUUCCGGAUGAAUGGAUUCGGCCACUAGAUUUGAAUGUGUGGCAUGAAAUGGACGGAUUUCAGGUGAUGCUUAUAGAUGCAAAUUAUGCACCUGGCGCUGUUAUGUUGAUCAUUGAAGGUGAUCAUCGUAGUACUUUGGGACGGAUCUUAUAUACUGGUUUUUUCCGAGCCGAUGCACGAUUUUAUCAGAAUGCGACAGGUUUAUCAGUGUUACAAGAGAAGAAAUUUGAUAUCAUUUGCAUCAAUUCAACGUACAUUGAUUUCACGAUAGAAGAAUUUCCAAAUAGAAGAUCUUCGGCAAGGGAAGCAGCAAAUCUUCUUCGUUUGCUGAAAUAUAACGGAGUUGAUAGUGUGGCUGUUCCGGUGCCAAAAAUUGGUUGUGAAAGUUUUCUGGUCAACAUAUGUCGGGAAUUGAAGUGCAAAAUUUGGUUGCAUCCGGAACGAUUUGAAAUUGCUCAUAUUCUCGGAAUAAAUGAUUAUUUUUCGGACACGAAAGAAAACACCUACAUUUGGACUUGCUCACAAAUCAACGAACGGGAACAUGUAAUUCGGUAUUCGGAUCACUGCAGUUUGGCUGAACUACGAUCAUUCCUCUCGUUAUUAUCCUUCUCACGUAUAGUUGGUACCCCGAAUAAAUUACCACGUUCGAUCGAGGAUGAAUUGCAAAAUUUGACUUUAUCUGGAACAGAAACAAUGCAUGAUUGCAAAGAAGAGCAUGGAAGUCCAGAAGAGUUAUUGUUCGAUCCAUUUAGAAUUUCGUGGAGGAUUGGAAUAACGUUUGAUUACGCACUUAGAAAGUUUUAUGAUCAGCUGUCUACAGUGGAGAAUUUACUUCAUUUACCAGGUGAUGAACAUAUGGAAGAGAUGUUAUCAGAAGCAAGUCGUGUUAAUAAUUUCAUCAGCAAACAACAUUUAAAAAUGAACAUUUCCGGUAUCGAUCAAUUGGUUAAUGUGUCAGACACUUGGAAUUCAAAUUCAAGAACUUAUUCAUUCCAAAAGUUCUUUACUAAUUUUAUUAGCGGUAUUUGGUAUGGUGAUGAUAAAAGUGAUGCCGAAGGAGUAGAAGAUAGACUGGAUGAAAUGGAGAUAUACAAGGGUGAUGAUCCGCAGAAAAUGGAGGAUUCUUCACAAGAUACUUACGAAAGCGCUGGAAGUAGGAUAUCUGAUACAAAAACAGCUAUCAGAAUCUUGGAAGAACAGUACGACAUGUCGGUCUUGUUGGAUUAUCUUACGAAUAUAUUUUAUGUGAAAGACAUUGAUUUUGGUUCUACAGAGGAUGCGGAAUUUCUGGAAAUUCUUUCCGAUAUGGACAUUUCAAAGAAUUUCGAUGAUUUUGAUGAUUUGUUUGAGAAAUACCGGGAAAGCAUAGGAGAAAUGUCAGAUGAAAUCAUGAGUCAACCGUAUCAUGCCGAAGAGCACAUUUGCUAUGAUCCUUCAAAUGCACCGAUACUUCCGGAUGUUGUGCAUGAAUUAUUGUAUGACAGUUCCACUUUAGAGUUGCAUCAGGAUGAUUCAAUGUUACCACAACGAAUUAGCGUCUUAAAUCGUUCAGUACUGAAAGAUUUCUCGGAAAACAGAAAUUGA